UCACUGAAAAUCUUAUCAAAGAGGGAUCAUAUUUUGUAGUCGACGGGUUGCUAGCUGGAAUAUAUUUUUGUCAAAAUGAUUCGUGGUGUAGUUCUGUGUUGUGCUAUUUACUUUCUUUCUCUAUCACUACCACUGGUCAAGUCGAUGACAGACGAGCAGAAGGCGAUGAUCCACGAGCACUUCGAGAAGGUGGGGCUGGAGUGCCUGAAGGGCAACAUGAUCACGGAGGACGACAUCAAGAACCUGAGGGCCAGGAAGGUGCCCGAGGGAGAGAACGCGCCCUGCUUCCUCGCCUGCAUGUUUAGGAGCAUCGGGAUUAUUGACGACAAAGGAUUAAUGCAAAAGGAGAAUGCUCUGGAAUUGGCAAAGACUGUCUUCAAAGAUCCCGAAGAGCUGAAGAUGAUUGCAGACUACAUUCACUCUUGUUCCCAUAUAAACUCUGACGCGGUUAGUGAUGGAGAGAAGGGCUGUGACAGAUCAAUAAAUGCAUACAAAUGUAUGGUGGAAAACGGAAAACAGUUUGGCUUCGACGUUUAGAAAACGAAUAAAACGAGUUCCUGAAAAAGGAUGAAACUUGGCAUUCCUGUAGUUUACAUAGAAGUUACUAGCAAUGACUAUCUCUAUCUGUGAUUAUUUUUAUGUAUCACUUUUACUAAUAUAAAUAAAGCAUUGAUUAUA
Messenger RNA from Plutella xylostella (diamondback moth), 678 nucleotides. RefSeq names its product general odorant-binding protein 19d. The record is from RefSeq and is a predicted model, not a curated record. Gene Ontology annotation, molecular function: odorant binding. NCBI's taxonomy places the organism in Eukaryota, Metazoa, Arthropoda, Insecta, Lepidoptera, Plutellidae.